AUGAAAACAAGACAACAACAUACAAAACAAAAAGAAAAUAAAGAAAACAUAGACAUUUCGAACGAAAUAUCAGAAUGUAUAUCAGAAUCCCUAUCUCAAAACCAAAAACAAAACAUAUCAACUGACGUAACAUCAACGCAAAUAAAAGAUUUUUUACAGACAAAACAUCAUAUAAACAACGAAGAUCUUAAUUUUAUGGUUAAAAAUUUUAUACGACUUGCUCUUGCUUUUGAACAUACCAGAACACCUAUAAAAAGAGAAGAUAUUACAAAAAAAAUUCUUUUACCAUCAUAUCCACGCUCUUUUACUCUAGUAUUUGAAAAAACACAAGAAAAACUUAGAAAUAUUUUUGGCAUGGAACUUGUAGAAUUACCGUAUAAAAACCACAACAAAUACAUGUCAACAUCUCAAUUACAUAAAAACAAAAACCUUCAUGCAAAAAAUCUCUCUUCUGUCACACAGUCAAGUAAAAGCUGGAUAUUGUGUAAUGUUUUAGAUCCUAAAUAUUCAGAACUAGUUUUUCAAAUCCCAACAAUCAAAGAAGGCACAUUUUCUGGAAUAGUUAUGAUAAUACUAAGUAUCAUUGUUAUGAAUAAUGGCAUAGUUUCAGAAGAACUUCUUAUAAAAUAUUUGUCACAUUUACAGAUGAAUGAUGACACACCUAUUGGAAAUCUUGAUAAAAUUUUAAAAGAAAUGGUAAAAAAAGGAUACUUAGAUAAAAUAAAAGACGACUUUGCAUCUACAAAUGAAAAAGGUUGUAUUUAUUUUUUAGGGCCGCGAGGAAAAAUUGAAAUUGACCCAAAAAGAUUAACAAAUUUCAUUGAAAAGAUACAAGGAGAUACUGCUCCUCAUAAUUUGAAGGAGAUAGUAGAAAAAUUAUUUAAUAAAAGCGUAUCUAAUGAACCCUAA
Pneumocystis jirovecii RU7 is the source of this 909-nucleotide messenger RNA. RefSeq lists its product as uncharacterized. The transcript is spliced from 6 exons. The record is from RefSeq and is a predicted model, not a curated record. Lineage: Eukaryota; Fungi; Ascomycota; Pneumocystomycetes; Pneumocystales; Pneumocystaceae. The coding region runs from base 1 to 909 and encodes 302 amino acids. Gene Ontology annotation, cellular component: nucleus. Gene Ontology annotation, biological process: DNA repair.